Messenger RNA from Saccharomyces mikatae IFO 1815, 930 nucleotides. RefSeq lists its product as uncharacterized. The record is from RefSeq and is a predicted model, not a curated record. The transcript has a single exon. Gene Ontology annotation, cellular component: membrane; cytoplasm. Lineage: Eukaryota; Fungi; Ascomycota; Saccharomycetes; Saccharomycetales; Saccharomycetaceae. Bases 1 to 930 code for a protein of 309 amino acids.
AUGCCUCUUCAAUUGUUUGGCAGGGAUCAGAUUGUUGUGCAUUAUGAUAACGUUAACAUGAGUAACGACGGCCAACACAAUCAGGGUGCGUUAGGAUCUUGGACUAGAAGGGCUGCGGCCGCAUUAAGAACCCUAAUGAAUAAGCGAAUACAACGGAUAACACUUACACAUUGGUUGCUGUUAGUAAUAUGGGUCUGCGGUUUGUGGAAAUAUACUAGUCAGUAUAGACAAUUAUACACUAAAUCUGCUAUUUUUGCUACUUUAUGCACGAACAUUCUCUUAUUUGGCAUAUCCGACAUACUUGCACAAGGUAUAGCCUGCUUUUACUCGUAUCACAUGGAUCCUAUACCGCAAGUACUCAACAACACCUUCCUUCAUGUUCGAAGAAAUCCUGAUGUGGAGAACGGCGGGGGUUAUGAAAGUGAUGAGCUAUCUAUUUUCAACGAUUUUGCCUCAGAACAUAGCUCCUACACAGAUGAUGAAGGCUAUCCUGAACUUGAUCGGACACAAAAUGCUUUUAAGACAGAUAUAUUUGACUUCUUCAGAUGGGGAUGUUUCAUGUUUUGGGGGUUUUUCAUAUCAUUUUUCCAAGCUCCUUGGUACAAGUUCUUGAAUUUCUUUUACACUGAGGAUCCUACAGUAGUACAGGUUUUUGAAAGAGUUCUUUCGGAUCAGCUCCUUUAUUCACCCGUAUCUCUUUACUGUUUUUUUAUGUUCUCAAACUAUGUGAUGGAAGGUGGUGAUAAAGAAUCUUUUGGCAAGAAAAUCCAAAGGCUAUAUAUAUCGACACUUGGUUGCAAUUAUCUAGUAUGGCCAAUGGUGCAAUUCAUCAAUUUUCUGGUUAUGCCUAAAGAUUUUCAAGCGCCAUUUAGCUCUUCUGUUGGCGUUGUGUGGAAUUGCUUUCUUUCGAUGAGAAAUGCUUCUAAAUAA